AUGAAAAUGGCUGCCUUCCGCAAGCCCAAAAGUAUAAAGGACUCGCGUGGCUGCCCCCAGCAGUAUACCACAAUCCACUCUACGCAACAAAAUGACAUCAAACAAGAGCAGAGAUCGUUUUGGCACCCUAGACUUCAACCUGUCGAUUCUUGGCAACGUCCGCAGAUGUUUGGGCAUCAAAUCUGA
This is a messenger RNA of Periconia digitata, 186 nucleotides long. Lineage: Eukaryota; Fungi; Ascomycota; Dothideomycetes; Pleosporales; Periconiaceae. The record is from the annotation of a GenBank genome assembly.